UUUGGGGCUUCUCGGCUUCUUCUGCUGGUCCGGGGCCUCCUUUGUGCUGCGGAGUGAGAACGAGCGGCCGAUUAUUGGUAAGUUGAAGAGCGCUGAUAUUGCAGGAGCAGCGAAGAUGACAGUUAGCCGUGCAGGACUUCGUGCUUUCAGGGUUAAGAAAGGAGAACAGCGGGCGUGUUUCUCCGUGAGUGUGUGUGUGCGCGUGUGAGUGACAGAGAGAGAGAUCAAUCUCGCCUCCUCCCAUCCCUUGCUUUUCCGAACAAAAAGCGAUGUUUACACAGUAGCCUUCGACGUGGCUUCAGGACCUAAAUGGAAACGUCUUCUGAGUCUUCGCGGUGCUUUUUCUGGACGGGUGCCCGAAAGGAAGGCUUCUUGCCUUUAGAGUUGAUCCUUACUUCGGCUAGUAAGUCUGGUCCUCCCACUGAAAUCCGUUACUUUGGCUUCUCGGAGGAACUACUAAGGCGAAUAUUAGCUCAGGAAACAGAUUUUAAAAGUUUUCAAAAGUUUGGAAGUUCUUAUAUUGCUGCAUCAUAUGUGAAAUUCAUCGAAUCAGCUGGAGCAAGAGUAGUACCAAUAAGAUUGAAUCGUUCCUAUGAAGAGUAUGAUAAGAUAUUCCAUGGUAUAAAUGGAAUACUUUUUCCAGGAGGUGGUGUUGAUCUUAAGACUUCUGAAUUUUCCAAAGUUGCUAAGAUAUUCUAUAAAAAAGCACUAGAGGCCAAUGACAGAGGGGAUUAUUUUCCAAUAUGGGGGACAUGCCUUGGACACCAGUUGCUCGCCUAUCUCACAAGUGGAGAAGACUUGCUCACUUGGACUAAUACAGAUGGCUUUACAAUGCCGCUGAAUUUUACUCAAGGUGCAAAGCACAGCAAGAUGUUCCAGGAUUUUCCUGAAGAUAUAUACAAAUUAAUAGCUUCAGAGCCUGUGACUUCACACUUUCAUUUCUGGAGCCUAUCUGUGCAGAACUACACUGAAAAUGAGAAACUGCGCAACUUUUAUAAGAUCUUAACAACUAAUUUUCAUAAUGUGGAGUUCAUAUCCACCAUGGAAGCUUACAGAUACCCUAUUUAUGGUGUUCAGUGGCAUCCAGAAAAAAAUCCAUUUGAAUGGAAAAAUUCAACUGGCAUUCCACAUUCCUCGGAAUCUAUAAAAGUAACAUUUUUCAUAGCUGAGUUCUUUGUCAAUGAAGCCCGGAAGAGCAGUCAUCAUUUUUCCAGCAAAAAGGAUGAGACCGAUGCACUGAUUUAUAAUUUUAAUCCUGUUUUCACUGGGAUCUUUUCAUCCUUUGACCAAGUUUACUUUUUUGAUUAAAUUUCCAGCCUGAAGAACAGCAGAAGUAGAUUUUAAAAUGACUUGAUGUUUCUGUUUUAAAUUGAUACAAUGUAUUGUAAAGGGCAAAAAUUCAGGUUGGAUAUAGCUCUUUGUAGAAUUUAUUUUUCCAGUCCUUUCUGUAGAAUCACUCUUUAUGUUCUAAGGUGGCUAAUUUGGGGAAAGCUUCUGCAUCAGCUUCAUUGAGAUUAAGUAGCUUGUUGUGAAGGUCCUUAAUUCCAUGAAGCUUGUGCAGGAAUAUUUGUAAGUGUCCCCAACAACUGUUCAACUCAAGGACAAGGGUUAGGACUCCCAUAUCAGUUCAAUCAAUAGGAAUGGAGCAAAAGCAGCACCUAGUGGUGUGGGGAUUAUCGCCUAACUGCUGCAAACCAAACAGGAUUUGACUUACCAUCCCACAUUGCGUGCUUAGUGAAGAGGGGAGAAGGUCUGCAGAAGUGCUUGCCUGACCCUCAGUAGAAAUCCAGGUGCUGCUCUUUAUCAUAUCAGGGGAAUUACUGAGUUGGUAAAUGCUUUGCCAGUUGUAUAUUUUAUCUUUAAACCAUGUUUGCACUGACUGCACAUAUGUCAUUUCUGUGACUGAGAAAUUGCACUUCUCCAUUUGUGUUAAUUUAAAAAUCUUAUUUAAUGGAAGAAAUUGAAGAGGACAGCCUUCAUGUGAAUGGGAGUAAUGAUUUUUCAUCUUUCAUCAAAGAACAUCUGCUACAAUUGUUUCUGUCCAGUAAAUAACAGCUUGGUAUAAUACUUCUCAGGUAACGAGUCCAUGAACAAAGGAGGUUUCUCCUUGGACACACAAAGGAGACAGUUUUGCAUAUUCUGAGCCUCCUGCUGGAAUGCCUUUUUAAUCUCAUAUCAUCAAUUUGCCAAUUGCUAUCAAGUCCCUUCCCUUUCUUAUAGCUCUCUAUAUCCUAGCAUGUUGUUUUACUGUUUGGAGCAGUCAUCAUCAUCAUGCACCCAAAUGAUGUCCUAUUCUUUUAAUCCCUUUCUUGAGAUCCCCUUCUUUGAUACAUCUUUCUUGGAAUAACGUUGCACUUAAAAGUUUGAUUUAGAUCUUGCUCUUUGGUCUGCCACAAACUCACUGCUAUAGCUCAUACAGUUUAAGGUUUACUAUUAUGAUAGAUAGAUGGUCCUUGGUGAGUCCCUGAGCCUCAUUAGUUUUCCCUCUCCUACGCUUUAAUCAGCUUGCUUCCUACUCAUAAUCACGUCCUGUGCUGUCCAGCCACUUUAAACUGAUUGGAUUUGUACAAUGCUAUGGAGAUCACUGAUACUAAGUAAGCUGUUGUUUUCCAAACCAUCUUAUACAUGUCUCAUCUGGGGAUCAUGGAAACUAAAGUCCCAACACAUCUGGGGGGCAUCUUCUUGUGGAGGGAUGAAUUAAAUGCUGCUGAGCGACCUUUUUUGGCCUUCAGGCAGCACUUUCCCUUAUGCUCUGCCAGCUGGUAACCUCAUGUGUUCACUUGAGUAGGUAGGCCAACAUUUUCAGAUGCUUUCUUGUGUUUGAGGAUGCUUAUAAAGCUUCAGAUAGCAUUUUACCCCCUAAAACUCACCCAGAAUGGGAAAAGCACUCAAUUUGCCUUUUAACUGCAUUCCAGCCCUCUUAAAACAGAAUCUAGCAUUUCAGCUCAACCUACUCUAAAAUCCAUAGAGUGGCUGCUGAAGAGUGACUUUCAUCCCAUUCCAGGGUUAUAUCGGUCAGUUAAUAUCAUUUAACUAGAUAAAUGGUGCUUGGGAUUUUCUUUUUUUAAGUACCUACAAAAAUUUGAAGAUCAGGGAAUCCCUCUUCUAAGAUGCCAUAUUCUCUUAAUUUUCCCCAUGAAGGUUUUGGCUUUACUUAAAAUUUAUGCAGUUUAGAUCCAUGGUUUUCUAAGAUUUCUGUUUGACAACUAAGGUGCUAAAUAGGCUUAGGGGCAGUUGUGGAUUUUUAUCUAUAGUACAUUGAGCCCUGAAAUAAAACAUUCCAAGAUAAAAAAUCACUGAAUAUUAGCAAGGUUUUUAUAUGGCACAACAAAUAUGCAACUUUGGAAACCUAGAUCCCUCUUCUGAUACAUAGAUGAAGUAUUUGUGACUGAAGUUCUUUUCUUGGAUAAAAUAUUAUGCUAAUGCCAUAAAUACAUGUAUGUCUGCCAGUAUAGCCUAGUUGGGGGGGGGGGGCGGGGGGAGGAAUAGCUGCGCUUUUAACGGGGUAGAGGUUUUCUCUACAUAAGUGAUUAUGAAAACCUUUCAUGUUGAUUAUGCUAAUGUGAAUUCAAGAUCAGCUUUUUAAAAAAGCAUACAGGAUUAUUUUUCGUCUGUGUUUUGUAAUCGCACUUUAUGUAUAGACAUUUAUCAUUAAUAUGCUGUAAUAAGCCAGAGUGGGCAAUCCACAGCCUAUGGACCAGGCAUGAUCCACAAACUCUGUUUUUAUUUGCUUUUUGCAGCCCAGCUGAUUACACUACUAAAACCUGGUGACAAACACCAAAACUGAUGAGGUCUUCCAAAACUUGAAAUAAAGGCUAACUUGUUUAGAAUGGUCUUAAGCAAGAAACCUGUAAUCUGCCUCUGAUCCCCCCUCCCCUGCAAACUGGGAUAAACCAGUAAAAUUAUUGUGGCCAUUUAGGCUGAUAAAAAAGUUGGUCCCAAUACGCUGGGAUCAAAGCUGAAUUACUGAAUGAGAGGAAGUAAAUGUGAAUGUAUUUUAAUUGUUACUUAGUUUGUUUAACUUAAUACAGUUAUUCCAUUUUAUUUUUUCACUGUAUAUUUGAUUUCAAGCAGAUGGCCUUGUAGUCUCUGCUGAAAUAUCUUUAUUGCUGUAUAAUAAAGGAAAUGCAACUUAACAGUGCUUUUGAGAACCAAAUGUGUACAAUUUCUUCCUAUCUUCUUAGCAUGCCUCCAUAUGGGUAAUUUUGAUUAUCAAAAAGGAUGAGGGGAAGGAUAGCUACUC
Molecule: messenger RNA, 4243 nt
Organism: Python bivittatus (Burmese python)
Lineage: Eukaryota; Metazoa; Chordata; Lepidosauria; Squamata; Pythonidae
Source: RefSeq, a predicted model, not a curated record